Messenger RNA from Salmo salar (Atlantic salmon), 1573 nucleotides. Lineage: Eukaryota; Metazoa; Chordata; Actinopteri; Salmoniformes; Salmonidae. The record is from RefSeq and is a predicted model, not a curated record.
UCAUUGGCAGCAGAAAACUGGAAGGAAAGGCGGCCAAAGGAGGUGUUGGCUUUAGGGAUGACCAGUGAGAUGUACCUGCUGGAGCGCGUGCUACGGAUGAAUCGACUUGUGGUUAUCGUUGCGACACUCUUUGUCCCCACUACAUACAGUGCUGCAGGCGGUUCGUGGUGUUACCAUGAUCCUAGUUGUGAUGACACCACUUGGUCAACCAUUGUCACUGAACAUUGCAACGGAUCCCGUCAGUCUCCCAUCAACAUCGUCUCUGCAUCGGCAGUGGUUGAUGAAACCCUGACUGCCUUCACCUUCACCAAAUACGGAGACAACUCCACAAUGAACAAGAUCAAGAACACUGGCAAAACUGUCAAAGUGACGCUCACGAGUGGUGUCCAGGUUAAAGGUGGGGCACUGUCAGAGGCCUAUGACAGCCUGCAGUUUCACCUCCACUGGGGGAAUGGUACCUCAGUCCCUGGGUCGGAGCACACAGUGGAUGGAACACGCUACCCCAUGGAGUUGCACAUAGUAAAUGCCAAGUCUUCGCUCAAUGGUAAUACGACCGCGGCUGUUGCAGACGGCACGGGCCUCGCUGUUCUUGGCUUCUUCAUAAAGGCCAUGCCGAGUAAUGUGACUGGUUCACCAGCAGCCUGGAAUACUCUGACGUCAUACUUGGCCAACAUCACACUAAAAGAUGAGUAUAUAAACAUUACUCAUGAUGCUUUUUCAUUGGAUGAGCUCCUGGAAGGGGUGGACCGUACCAAAUACUACCGUUACCUUGGAUCCCUGACCACUCCAAACUGCAACGAGGCUGUGGUUUGGACCGUGUUCAAGGACCCUAUCAAAGUCAGCCAGGAUUUGAUUGAUCUCUUCAGCACAACAGUGCACAUUGACCACAACUCCACCUCUGACUUGAUGACCAACGUCUUCAGGAACAUCCAGCCUGGCAACGACUGGGUGGUGACGACCCAGGGCCGUCCAGCGUCGGGAGCCUCCACAAUGUGCUCCUCUCUGGGCCUCAUGGCCCUGGCCUUGAUGCUGCUGAGGGUUUAGUGGCGGCGAGUAAUGCCUCACCUGAAGUACACUACCAUACAUACAUCGAUUACCAACAUGGUUCACUUUGAUCCAAGGAGAAACUAUUUGAAAAAGCAACAAUUAUAGCAAAAUAACAACUUAUUUAUUAUGCAAACAUCAUUAGACAUGUAAUUAAUGUUAUCUGAAAAAGAAAAAUGACCGAAACAGACUUAUUUUAGCAAAAUUUGAGUACAUUUUAAUGUACUGUAUAAUGAAAAAAUAUGUAAUGUGCAGGUUUUUCCCAAAAUUCAACCCACAAUACUAAGAAGCUAAUUUACCAUAAUUCGAUUAAAGUAUCAUUUCGUUUUCUGAACUUUGAAGUAAAUAUUAAUACUGUCAUAUUUAUGUAGUUAAAGCGACUGCCAUUUAAAGAGGCAGUACACAAGUACAUCAGUUCACUUCAAAAAGUGAUCCUGAGAGCCGACUUUUUGGUCGACUUUGUUGGAAGAUUUGUAUAUGCAUUGGAAUAUGCAUAUAUGCAGAAAAAUAAAGUCAUUUUGGUUUUGUA